AUGUCUUCCCAAGUAAUUCGCCCAUACAAAUAUGAUAAAUUGAGAAGUAUCUUUAAAUACUAUAUAGAUCCAUUUAUUAUGUUGUAUCAGUUAAAAACAGAAAAAGAAGAAGAAUUAACCAAUAUUUACAAAAUCAUCAAAACGGAUUUGAUUGAUUCAAAGCAAUGUCUACCUCAAAAUAUAAUAAGGGAUAUUUUAAAAAUCAUCCCAUAUAAUAAUCGCUAUACAAUGUCAUACUUAAAACUUUCGAAACUCAUCUCUGAUAAUUAUCAUGUCAAAGAAGUCACAAAUGUUGAAAUUGUUUCAAAUUAUCUGUUUUACAAUGAAUUUGGAAUUAAAUUAGACAAUUCUCACGAUUUCAAUGAAAUAAAAAUAGGAAAUCUUGAUAUUCAUUCAGGAUAUACAAUUUCCAGAUCUAUUAUGGAUAAUGACUUAGAAAGAUUCAUUUCAAUCAGUCAAGGAGAUGAAUUUAAUGAAAAUCAAAAACUUGAAAGCAAUUUAUAUCCAUUUUCUAUGGAAGGAUAUUCAUUACUUGAAUUAUGUUGUUAUCAUGGAGCUGUUGAUUGCUUCAAGUUCUUAAGGAAUAAAUUCAGCUCAAAAAUAACUCAAAAGUGUCUCCAAUUUUCAUUUUUAGGAGGAAAUCCAGAGAUCAUGAGUGAAUGUUUGAAAUAUCAAGAACCAGAUGAUGAAUGUAUGAAAUAUGCAAUUAUUUCACACAAAAUUGAUUUUGUUACAUUCUUGAUGAAUGAACACAAUAUGAAAAUUGAUAUAUAUGAAUGCGAAAAAUAUAAUAAUCUUGAAUCAUUUUUAGUUUAUUUCGAUCAAACUAAUAAUAUUAAUCAAUGCUUUGUUUGUUCUUCGAUGUUUAAUAUUGAAUCCCUUUGUGAAUACUUCCUUUUUCUGGGGGCAAAUAUCAAUGAAAAAAAUGUUUAUGGGCAAGCAGCUCUUCAUUAUGGAGUAGAAUGUAAUUAUAAGGAAUUAGUUGGAUUUCUUCUCUCUCAUGGUGCAAAUAUCGAUGAAAAAGAUAAAGAGCAGGAUACUGCACUUCAUAUUGUUUCAGCUAAAAAUAAUAAAGAAAUGGUUGAAUUUCUAAUUUCUUAUGGUGCAAAUAUUAAUGAAAAAGAUAGAAACGGAAGAACUGCUCUUCACAUUGCAGCAUUGAAUAACAGUAAAGAAAUAGUUGAAUUUCUUCUCUCUCAUGGUGCAAAUAUCGAUGAAAAAGAUAAAGAACAGAAUACUGCUCUUCAUAUUGUUUCAGCUAAAAAUAAUAAAGAAAUGGUUGAAUUUCUAAUAUCUUAUGGUGCAAAUAUCAAUGAAAAAAAUAAAUACGGAAGAACUGCUCUUCACAUUGCAGCAUAUAAUAAUAGUAAAGAAAUUGUUGAAUUUCUUCUCUCUCAUGGUGCAAAUAUCGAUGAAAAAGAUAAAGAACAGAAUACUGCUCUUCACAUUGCAGCAUAUAAUAAUAGUAAAGAAAUUGUUGAAUUCCUUCUCUCACAUGGUGCAAAUAUUAAUGAAAAAGAUAGAUACGGAAGAACUGCUCUUCACAUUGCAGCAUUGAAUAACAGUAAAAAAACAGUCGAGUUACUUCUCAUUCAUGGCGCAAAUAUUAAUGGAAAAAAUAAAGUUGGCCAAACACCUCUACAUUAUGCAGCAGAAAAUAAUUCUAAAGAAACGACAGAAAUUCUUAUAUCUUGGGGUGUAAAUAUCGGUGAAAAAGAUAAAAAUGGAAGAUCUGCUCUUCAUAUUGCAGCUUUCAAUAAUUGUAAAGAAAUAGCCGAACUCCUUCUCUCUCACGGUGCAAAAAUUAAUGAAAAAGAUAAUCAUGGAGAAACCGCUCUUCGUAUUGCAUCGAAGAAGUAUAAUCAAGAAGUCACUAAAUUACUUCUCUCCCAUGGUGCAGAUACAAACCAUUACCAACUACUUAACCCCAAGUUUCCUAUCUUUUUUUAA
This is a messenger RNA of Trichomonas vaginalis G3, 1950 nucleotides long. RefSeq names its product cyclin-dependent kinase inhibitor 2C-related family. The transcript has a single exon. The coding region runs from base 1 to 1950 and encodes 649 amino acids. Gene Ontology annotation, molecular function: protein binding. Gene Ontology annotation, cellular component: cytoplasm. Lineage: Eukaryota; Parabasalia; Trichomonadida; Trichomonadidae. The record is from RefSeq and is a predicted model, not a curated record.